AUGGGCGUCAGCGUCGGGGCGGGCGGCGUCGUCGGACUGCCGGGCGUCGCCGGCGGCAACAACCCGCCGGGCAGCCUCGGCGCCAAGUGGGAGGUGCUCGGCGUCGGGCAGGACCUGUUUCGUGCCAUCGCCAAGUACGGCCUCGGCCCGCCGACCAAGAUCCAGGGCAAGGCCAUCCCGUGCAUCGUGCGCGGGCAGGACGCCGUCGCCCAGGCGCCGGCCAUCCAGGAGCGCAUCCAGUGCUACGUGAUCCCGGCCAUCCAGAUCCUGUACGCGCACGCCGCCCUCGCCGCCCAGCUCGACGGAGCGUCGCCCUCGUCGCCCUCGUCGUCGGCCACCGGCGUCCAGGUCAUCGUCGUCACGGCCACGGUCGACCAGGCUGCGCAGGCGCAGCGCCUCGCCGUCGGCCUCGGCGGCGCCCUCGGGCUGCGCACAGCCCUGUGCGUCGGCGCGAGCUGCGGCGCCGAGCAGAUGCAGUCCGAGCUGCAGGCGCUCCAGAAGCAGCCGCCGCACAUCCUCGUCGGCACGCCGCACAAGCUCGUCGACCUGUUCUCGCUCCGCACCGGCGGUGGCCUGUCGACGCGCGACGUGCGCCUUCUCGUCGUCGACGAGUGCGACCAGCUCAUCGCCCGCAACCUCGCCGAGCACGUCCUCAACCUCGCGCGCCUCCUGCCCUCGACCGUGUCGGUCCCCGUGUCGGGCUCGGGCUCGGGCUCGAACGGCUCGGCGUCGGUCAACGGCGGCGCGUCGACGUCGCCGCUCAUGAUGCGCUCGCCGCUCCCGGGCGCGUUCGACUCGCCGUUCGCGUCGUCGCCCAUGUCGCGCUUCGGCAGCAACGCCGGCGCAGGCUCGUCGCAGGGCGUGCAGGCGGCCUCGGCGCCGCCGACCAUGGUGACGAUCGAGCGCCAGAUGGCCAUCCUCAGCUGCACGGUCCCGCAGGACGUGCUCGCGUUCGCCGGCAACCUGCAGCUCAAGGAGCCCGUCAAGGUCCUCGUCCGCCGCGACAACAGCGGCGGCGCGGGCGGCGGCGACGGCGGCGGCGGCGGCCAGCAGGGCGGCGGCGGCGGGCCCUCGUCCGGCGGCGGCGGCUCGAUGCGCGGCCUCAAGCAGUUCUACCUGUACCUCGCCGUCGGCGGUCCGGGCCAGCCUGGCUUCAACGGCGGGCCCCGUCGACGAGACGGCACCGGCCUGGGCAACGGCUCGACGAGCCUGGCGGCGACGCGCGAGUGGAAGCUCGAGGCGCUCGCCGACCUGUGCGAGGACCACUCGUUCGAGCACGCCGUCAUCUUUGCGUCGUCGCUCGACGCCGUCGAGGCCAUCACGUACCGCCUCGGGACGCGCGCCGUCGAGGCGUUCGCGCUCCACCAGGACAUGGGCCCGCAGGCCCGCAGCGGCACCGUCGCCAAGUUCCGCUCGACGCAGCCUAACCGCCCGGGCCUCGCCGUCAAGCGCGUCCUCGUCGUGUACGACGCCCUGAGCCGAGGCCUGACCGACGUCGGGCAGGUCCCGCUCGUCAUCAACUUUGACAUGCCUCGCGCCGUCGAGGAGUACGUGCACCGCAUCGCCUGCGCGACCGGGCAAAACAAGGGCGGCAUGGUGCUCAACAUUGUCACGCCGGCCGAGGUCGACAUGCUGCGCAACAUCGAGAGCUUCUUCCGCAUCAAGAUCGUCGAGCUCCCGCACAACUUUGCGACGGCGUCGCAGUAGCGCCGCUCGACUCGACCCACUCGCGGCGCAUCGGACCCGACCAUCUCGACCUCUCGCCCUUCUUCUUCUUCGUCGACCCAGUACCCGUUCAUCCGGUUUACCCUCUCUCUCUCCUCUCGUUCUUCCCCUUGUCAUAGUACCGCUCGCCCGACCCGACCUUGAACCGACCCUCGCACUCGCACCUUGUGACCCCCCGGCUCCUGUCGCCCUCCUCCCUCCGUAACGUCGUCGCCGCUGUAGCAUCCCUCCUCGUAUUUCCGUCCCCUCGCACCUGCACCUCUUCUCCUUCCCUCCUCGUUUGACCUCAGUCUCGGUACACGGCCUCGGCCUUGCCCCUCCCCUCUUGUUCACGUUCACGACCAGCGCCUGCAACGGACGGACUGCCCGCAGCUUCUGUAC
This is a messenger RNA of Rhodotorula graminis WP1, 2106 nucleotides long. RefSeq lists its product as uncharacterized. The record is from RefSeq and is a predicted model, not a curated record. Bases 1 to 1707 code for a protein of 568 amino acids. Gene Ontology annotation, molecular function: nucleic acid binding; ATP binding. Lineage: Eukaryota; Fungi; Basidiomycota; Microbotryomycetes; Sporidiobolales; Sporidiobolaceae. The transcript has 4 exons. Gene Ontology annotation, cellular component: nucleolus.